UAAUGACAAGUGAAAAGACCAACCCGCAGACCCACGGCGCGCACCACGGAGGGGCUUCCCGGGAGAAGGCAGGGACCUUCGUUCCCAAGUGCCUAGCACUGCGCCACAGGUCGGGUGGAACGAACCUUGAGGGCCUCUGGUUUGAGGUCCCCCACGAUCAGGCUUUGGGCCCACCGCGUGCGGCGCCGUGCUGGGCUCCUGGGAUCGGCAGCGAGUCCAGUGACCCCCACCGCACCCCCAGUAAUCACAGGGCGGCCGGCGAACGCAGGCAGGGGAGGGGACCUGGGAAGGCCCCUGGAGAAGGUGGCAUUUCCUCGAGGUCGGUGGAAUUUGGCUACGCGGAGAGAACAGCGCAUACGAAAACUUCUCCAGGCGGGAAUGCGUGGUGGCCUGUGCGCGGCGGGUGGACGUGCGGGGCCCCGGGUGGGGCCGUGGGGAGAGGUCGGCAGGGGACUUCCCAGGGCAGGGAAUUGAAAUUUCACGCCCUACAGACCAGGGGCACCUUGCCCAGGGGCUGCGGGGGGCGGCGACCGUCCUAUUCAAGACCGUGAUUCUGAGGUUUGCACAGCUGUUUCAAGCCAGCUCAUGACGCUGGCUCAUGACGCCCUUGCGAAGUGACCUUUGCGAUCACCAGACAGGAGAGAAGACCCAUUUUACAGAUGAGGUAGCGCUAUCCCCAAGUCCUCAACGAGGUAACCAAGAAGCCUCUAGUCCCGGGUCCUCAGAAAACGCAGAGGUGGAGCCGCGCCGCACUCGUGCACUCCCGGGCGUGGGCGCUCCGCGCGGGCGGGCCUUGGCCCAGGGUGCUCGGCGGCCUGGAACGGUGAGCCGGGUGCCGAGCCUGCCACGCAGCCGCAGAGGCUCAGCCCCGCCGGCGGGCGGCAGGAAGGGAGGCGACGCCCCCUGGAGCGCGGCAGGAACCCGGCCCGGCCCGCCUCCCAGUCCGCUUAGCCGCGUCGGUCCCAGAAGUGGCGAAAGCCGCAGCCGAGUCCAGGUCACGCCGAAGCCGUUGCCCUUUUAAGGGGGAGCCUUGAAACGGCGCCUGGGUUCCAUGUUUGCAUCCGCCUCGCGGGGAGGAAACUCCAUGUUGUAACAAAGUUUCCUCCGCGCCCCCUCCCUCCCCCUCCCCCCUAGAACCUGGCUCCCCUCCCCUCCGAAGCUCGCGGGGAUCCCUCCCUCCCACCCCUCCCCUCCCCCCCCGCGCCCCGAUUCCGGCCCCAGCCGGGGGGGAGGCCGGGCGCCCGGGCCAGAGUCCGGCCGGAGCGGAGCGCGCCCGGCCCCAUGGACAGCUCGGCCGUCAUUACUCAGAUCAGCAAGGAGGAGGCUCGGGGCCCGCUGCGGGGCAAAGGUGACCAGAAGUCAGCAGCUUCCCAGAAGCCCCGAAGCCGGGGCAUCCUCCACUCACUCUUCUGCUGUGUCUGCCGGGAUGAUGGGGAGGCUCUGCCCGCCCACAGCGGGGCGCCCCUGCUUGUGGAGGAGAAUGGCGCCAUCCCCAAGCAGACCCCAGUCCAAUACCUGCUCCCUGAGGCCAAGGCCCAGGACUCAGACAAGAUCUGCGUGGUCAUCGACCUGGACGAGACCCUGGUGCACAGCUCCUUCAAGCCAGUGAACAACGCGGACUUCAUCAUCCCUGUGGAGAUUGAUGGGGUGGUCCACCAGGUCUACGUGUUGAAGCGGCCUCACGUGGAUGAGUUCCUGCAGCGAAUGGGCGAGCUCUUUGAAUGUGUGCUAUUCACCGCCAGCCUCGCCAAGUAUGCAGACCCAGUAGCUGACCUGCUGGACAAAUGGGGAGCCUUCCGGGCCCGGCUGUUUCGAGAGUCCUGCGUCUUCCACCGGGGGAAUUAUGUGAAGGACCUGAGCCGGUUGGGCCGAGACCUGCGGCGGGUGCUCAUCCUGGACAACUCGCCCGCCUCCUAUGUCUUCCAUCCGGACAAUGCCGUACCGGUGGCCUCGUGGUUUGACAACAUGAGUGACACAGAGCUCCACGACCUCCUCCCCUUCUUCGAGCAACUCAGCCGCGUGGACGACGUGUACUCAGUGCUCAGGCAGCCACGGCCAGGGAGCUAGUGAGGGUGAUGGGGCCAGGACCUGCCCCUGACCAAUGACACCCACACCUCCUCCCAGGAAGACUGCCCAGGCAUUUGUUAGGAAAACCCACGGGCCACCGCCACACUCAGUGCCAUGGGGAAGCGGGCGUCUCCCCCACCAGCCUUGCCAGGCGGUGUAGGGGCAGCAGGCUGCACUGAGGACUGUGAGCCCCAGGCCCGUGUCAGUGCCUUCGAACCUCCUCCCCCAUUCUCGGGGACCUGAGAGGCCCUGCCUGCUGCUCCCUUUUUCUGUCUCUGUCCAUGCUGCCAUGUUUCUCUGCUGCCAAAUCGGGCCCCUUGGCCCCUUCCAGUUCUGCUUCCUGGAGGCAGGGUUCCUGCCUUGGACCCCCAGUCUGGGAACGGUGAACAUCAAGUGCCUUGCAUAGAGCCCCCUCUUCCCCGCCCAGCUUUCCCAGGGGCACAGCUCUAGGCUGGGAGGGGAGAACCAGCCCCUCCCCCUGCCCCACCUCCUCUCUUGGGACUGAGAGGGCCCCUACUAACCUCUGCCUCUGCCUUGGAGGGAGGGGAGAAGGUCUGUUACCACUGGGGAAGGCAGCAGGAGUCUGUCCUUCAGGCCCCACAGUACAGCUUCUCCAGGGCCAACAGCUGAGGGCUGCUCCCUGCAUCAUCCAAGCAACGACCUCAGACUUUUGCCUUAACCAGCCCUGGGACUUGGCUCCCCCAGCUCUGAGUGUGGGGGCAUAGGCAAGACCCCCCUUGUGGUGCCAUAUAAAUAUGUACAUGUGUAUAUAGAUUUUUAGGGGAAGGAGAGAGGGAAGGGUCAGGGUAGAGACACCCCUCCCUUGCCCCUUUCCUGGGCCCAGACGUUGGGGGGAGGGAGGGAAAGGAUUUUUACAUUUUUUAAACUAUUUUCUGAAUGGAACAAGCUGGGCCAAGGGGCCCCAGGCCCUGUCCUCUGUCCCUCACAUCCCUUUGCUCCGUUCAUUCAUUCAAAAAAGCAUUUCUUGAGCACCUUCUGUGCCCAGCAUUAUGCUAGGCACACCAGCUAAGUGUGUGUGUGGGGGGGUCUCUACGCCAGCUCAUCAGUGCCUCCUCACCCACCCGACUUCACCGGUGCCUUUGCGGGAUCUGUAGGAGGUGGGACCUUUUGUGGGGUUUGGGGAUCUCCAGGGAGCCCGACCAAGCUGUCCCCCUCCCCUGUGCCAACCCAUCCCCUACAGCCCCCUGCUGGCUGGGGGCAGCUCCCAGGAUAUCCUGCCUUCCGACUCUUGUUUCUGAAGCCCCUCCUCCUAACAUGGCAAUUCCAGAGGCCAAGGCCUUGGGCUCUCCCCAGGGUCUAACGGUUAAGGGGACCCACAUACCAGUGCCAAGGGGGAUGUCAAAUGGCGAUGUCGUUGUGCCCCCUUACCCCAGAGCAGGUGGGGGGGCGAAUAUGGUUGGCCUGCAUCACGUGGCCUUCCCAUUUAAGUGCCUUCUCUUUGACAGAGCCCCAGUGUAAUGAGAACUAAAGAAAAAGCCAGACCCCCA
This is a messenger RNA of Chlorocebus sabaeus (green monkey), 3575 nucleotides long. It is a transcript of the gene CTDSP1, whose product is annotated as CTD small phosphatase 1. The record is from RefSeq and is a predicted model, not a curated record. Lineage: Eukaryota; Metazoa; Chordata; Mammalia; Primates; Cercopithecidae. Gene Ontology annotation, molecular function: RNA polymerase II CTD heptapeptide repeat phosphatase activity.